Messenger RNA from Theobroma umbraticum, 618 nucleotides. Its product is annotated as cucumber peeling cupredoxin-like. NCBI's taxonomy places the organism in Eukaryota, Viridiplantae, Streptophyta, Magnoliopsida, Malvales, Malvaceae. Gene Ontology annotation, cellular component: plasma membrane. The record is from RefSeq and is a predicted model, not a curated record. Gene Ontology annotation, molecular function: electron transfer activity.
AUGGCCAUGCAGAGUGACUUUUCAACUGUGUUCUUUAUUCUAGCGUCGGCAGUUGCAUUUCGAAGUUGCUUAUGUAGCGAGCGAUACGUCGUGGGAGGCGCUGUUUGGUCCAUCCCUUCCUACCCAAAGUUCUACAACGACUGGUCCUCUUCUAUUAUCUUUUUCGUCGGUGACGCUAUAUUGUUCGACUUUGAAUUGGGGUUCCACAAUGUUAUCCAAGUUCCAAGGCUAGACUACAAGGACUGCGUCUCCAACAAUCCCAUUAAAGUCUUAGAUACUGGACCGGCAAUCGUUUCGCUGAUGGAUCGAGGGGUUUUGUACUUCAUUUGCAACAUCUCAAACUACUGCGAUCUUGGGCAAAAGGUCUCUAUAACCGUCCAAAAGCAAUCCACAAAUCUUUCCCCAACUCCAUCACCAUCACCAUCACCAUCUCCAUCUCCUUCUUCUAUGCCUUCUGCACCACCUUUGCCCCGAUUUCAGCCACCGAAAACAUCGCCCGUGACAUUUGGCUAUAGCAAUUCUUCUGAGGCUCCCGUACUUGGGACUAACUAUAUUGCUUCGCUUGGGCCUAAUCAUACUAGGAAUGAUGUUUCCAACCUGCAUCAUUAUCAGAUGUAA